CUGGUCCGGCCUCCCCGCCAAAGCGGCGGGGAGGGGGCCAAGCCCGGGCCCCUCUCAGGCAAUAGGAUGGGUGAGGAGGACGGGGCGACUCGCCGGCGCCGCCGCAAGAGGAGCUGCAGCAGGAUGGAACUGAACGAUGACAGCAUGUUGACUAAUGAGCCAGAGUGAACAGCCCCUGAACUGUGAUUGUUACUUGCCUGGACUAUGAACUGAGGCCUUGACUUUGGGUUGUAAGACCUUUUCCAAGUGACUCCAGAGAGCUGGUAGAACAGCCAUGGCCUUCUUUACUCCAUGGAAGUUGUCCUCUCAGAAACUUGGUUUCUUUCUAGUGACAUUUGGCUUCAUUUGGGGCAUGAUGCUCCUUCAUUUUACAAUCCAGCAGAAGACUCAGCAUGAAAGCAGUUCAGUGCUUCGUGAACAAAUACUGGACCUCAGCAAAAGAUACAUAAAAGCACUGGCAGAAGAGAAUAGGAAUGUGGUGGAUGGGCCUUACGUUGGAACCAUGACUGCAUACGAUCUGAAGAAAACACUUGCUGUCCUUCUGGAUAAUAUCCUACAGCGAAUUGGAAAGCUUGAGUCUAAAGUGGAGAACCUUGUAAUUAAUGGCACAGGUGCAAACUCCACAAACAGUACUGCCACCGCUACUCCCAGUUCAGGAACAGCUGAAAAGCUCAAUGUUGCAGAUCUCAUUAAUGGAGCCCAGGAACAGUGUGAACUGCCUCCCAUGGAUGGUUUUCCCCACUGUGAGGGCAAAAUAAAAUGGAUGAAAGAUAUGUGGCGAUCCGAUCCUUGUUACGCAAGUUAUGGUGUCGAUGGGUCCACAUGCUCCUUCUUUAUUUACCUCAGUGAGGUUGAAAACUGGUGUCCUCGUUUACCCUGGAGAGCAAAAAAUCCUAAUGAAGAAACUGAUCAAAAGACAAUGGCUGAAAUAAGAACGAAUUUUGAUUUGCUAUACAAAAUGAUGUCCAGACAUGAAGAAUUCCGGUGGAUGAUGCUGCGAAUAAGGAGGAUGGCUGAUACCUGGAUAGAAGCAAUUAAAUCACUUGCCGAAAAACAACACUUGGAAAAGAGAAAACGGAAAAAAGUCCUUGUUCAUCUGGGACUCCUAACAAAAGAAUCUGGGUUCAAGAUUGCAGAGAACGCCUUUAGUGGUGGCCCACUUGGUGAAUUAGUCCAGUGGAGUGAUUUAAUUACAUCUCUCUAUUUACUGGGCCAUGACAUAAGGAUUUCAGCUUCAUUGGCAGAACUCAAGGAGAUUAUGAAAAAGGUUGUUGGUAAUAGAUCUGGCUGCCCUACACAAGGGGAUAAAGUAGUAGAACUUAUUUACAUUGACAUUGUUGGGCUCACUCAAUUUAAGAAAACCCUUGGACCAUCCUGGGUUCACUAUCAGUGCAUGUUACGAGUGCUAGAUUCAUUUGGGACUGAACCAGAGUUUAACCAUGCUCAUUAUGCGCAAUCUAAAGGCCACAAAACACCAUGGGGGAAAUGGAACCUUAAUCCACAACAGUUCUAUACAAUGUUUCCUCAUACUCCAGACAAUAGUUUCCUUGGCUUUGUCGUGGAACAAUAUCUGAAUUCCAGUGACAUCAAGCACUUCAAUGUCAUUAAAAGGCAGAAUCAGUCUCUUGUUUACGGCAAAGUUGAUAACUUCUGGAAGGAUAAGAAGCCUUAUUUGGACGUCAUUCACACCUAUACUGAAGUCCACGGAACUGUCCACGGGACAAGUACUGUCCACAUGCCCAGCUACGUUAAAAAUCAUGGCAUCCUCAGCGGGCGGGAUUUACAGUUCCUUCUAAGAGGGACAAAACUCUUUGUGGGCCUUGGUUUUCCAUACGAGGGGCCUGCUCCUCUAGAGGCCAUUGCAAAUGGAUGCGCAUUUCUGAAUCCAAAGUUUAAUCCACCCAAAAGCAGCAAAAACACAGAUUUCUUCAAAGGGAAGCCGACCCUCCGAGAGUUGACAUCUCAACACCCCUAUGCUGAAGUCUACAUUGGGAGGCCUCAUGUUUGGACUGUAAACAUCAACGAUCUUUCUGAAGUUGAGAAGGCAGUUAAAGCGAUUUUGAGUCAAAAGAUUGAACCUUACUUGCCCUUUGAAUUCACAUGUGAAGGAAUGCUCCAGAGAAUGAACGUUUUCAUAGAGAAACAGGAUUUCUGCCAUGGGCAAGUGAUGUGGCCCCCGCUAAGUGCCCUUCAGGUUAAAAUUGCUGCGACUGGGAAAUCAUGUAAGCAGGUUUGUCAAGAAAGUCAGCUCAUCUGCGAGCCAUCUUUUUUCCAGCACCUAAACAAGGACAAAGACCUCUUGAAAUACAACAUUGAAUGUCAUACAGUUGAAUCUGCAAAUGAUAUUCUAGUCCCAUCUUUUGAUGAAAAGAAAAAGCACUGUGUUUUCCAGGGUGAUCUCUUGUUGUUCAGCUGUGCAGGAUCUCAUCCAAACCAUAAAAGAAUCUGUCCUUGUAGAGACUACCUUAAAGGACAAGUUGCACUUUGUAAAGACUGUCUAUAGCAGCAAGUGACAUGACUUUAUGGACAAAAGAGCAGGUGGUUUGGAGAGAGCUACUGGCAUUUCUUGCACUUUGCUACAGCAGGCAGAAAAAAUGCUGAAGACCAGAAAUCUGUACCAAGAUGGAGUAGACGAGCGAUUAAAAAAAAAUCUCAAAAUGAUUUUUAUUUUUCCUAAGUGAGCAACGCCAGAAAAGCUCAUAAGAGAUCUUUUUCUUUACUUAAGGAGAUGACGAAUGAAGUUUAACACUUUAUAAGAAGUAAAACAAGAGUUUGAGUUCUGUUGGGUUUAUUUCCCCAACAAUUCAUUAUGUUCAACAACUUUUCUGAAUAUUGUUUCCACUACAAAAACAAAAAAAAAGGGUUCUGGAAGAGUUUGG
This is a messenger RNA of Elgaria multicarinata webbii, 2879 nucleotides long. RefSeq names its product alpha-1,6-mannosylglycoprotein 6-beta-N-acetylglucosaminyltransferase (gene MGAT5). Gene Ontology annotation, biological process: protein N-linked glycosylation. Bases 275 to 2503 code for a protein of 742 amino acids. Lineage: Eukaryota; Metazoa; Chordata; Lepidosauria; Squamata; Anguidae. Gene Ontology annotation, molecular function: alpha-1,6-mannosylglycoprotein 6-beta-N-acetylglucosaminyltransferase activity. Gene Ontology annotation, cellular component: Golgi apparatus. The transcript is spliced from 17 exons. The record is from RefSeq and is a predicted model, not a curated record.